GCUAUUGGUUAGCAACCGCAUGUUACUGAGAGAUCUUCCUGUAGCCCUACACGACUGAAGACACAGCGACAUUGUGAAGUGGUAACUGCGCUGUAUGUUCAUAAACUCUUCCGUUUGAGUUGCAGUCACGUCUGUGUGAUAUAUCUGAUGUGGAGCAGGAUACUGAGUCCUCGUGUGAUCGGUAGAACAGGUUUCUAUUGGAGGAGUCUCUACACUAUGCAGCUGAAGACCAGUGAGUUCCAGUCUCUGUUCACUGAUGGACUGACUGGAUUAGCAGAGGUGUUUGAGAAGCACCAGCAUGAGCUGAGGAUAGCUGGAGGUGCGGUAAGGGAUCUGCUGUCUGGCAAGCGGCCUGAGGAUGUGGACUUUGCCACAACAGCCACUCCAGAGGAGAUGAAGCACAUGUUCCAGACUGCUGGCAUCAGAAUGAUCAACAAUAAAGGAGAGAAGCAUGGGACCAUUACUGCACGGCUACACAAUGAGAACUUUGAGGUGACCACAUUGCGAGUGGAUGUUCAGACGGAUGGACGUCAUGCAGAGGUAGAAUUCACCACUGACUGGCUGAAAGACGCUGAGCGGAGAGACCUCACCAUCAAUUCCAUGUUUCUAGGGCUCGAUGGCACAUUGUACGACUAUUUCAAAGGAUAUGAAGACCUGCAGAACCGAAAAGUUCGGUUUGUUGGCAGCGCUGAGCAAAGAAUCCAAGAGGACUACCUGAGAAUACUGCGAUAUUUCAGGUUCUAUGGCAGGGUGGCCUUGGAUCCUGAUGACCAUGAGCCUGAGACACUGACCGCCAUCAGGGAAAAUGGCCGUGGACUGGCAGCAGUAUCAGGAGAACGGAUUUGGGUGGAGAUAAAAAAGAUGGUGGUUGGUAACCAUGCUGCUCAUCUGCUGGAGUUGAUGUACAGGCUGGAAUUGGCCCAGUACACAGGUUUACCUCCAGAUGGCGAUGUUGAGGAGAUGAAGGAAGUGUGGCAGAACACCAAAGACCACUCUCCCAAACCCAUGACCAUCCUGGCGGCUCUCUUCCGCUGCCCAGAGGAGGUAGAAAAGAUGGACAUCCGACUGAAGGUGUCUAAGGAGGAGAAGACUCUGGCUCUGUUCCUGAUCAAAUACAGACGAGAGCUCCGCAAGAGCAAAGACGAGCCGGACAGCCUCAAACCCUUCACUGACUUCAUCAUUGACAGUCGGGAGCUGGAUUCUCAGAGUAAAGUAUGUGAGCUGCUGAAGUACCAAGGUGAGAAGAAGUUGCUUGCAGAGCUCAGCAGAUGGUCAAUCCCUCGAUUCCCUGUCAGCGGGCACGAUCUGAGGAGGCUGGGUGUCACGUCAGGCAAGGAGAUUGGUGCUACUUUACAGAAGCUGCGUGACAUCUGGAAGAAAAGUCAUUACCAAAUGGACAAAGAUGAACUGCUCAGUUAUGUGAAAUGAACAGAAAAGCAGGUGUUUUGUGUCAGAUGACAAUAGACAAUAACAGUCCGGACAACUGACACCGUAACUGUGCCGCUCACAGGUAUCGAUUGAGCAGACUGAGGCGUGUUGUUGACGGAGGACGCAACAAGAACUGACACGUGCAUACCCAUUGCUGAAUGUAAUUUCAUUCUAAAUUACCCCAAGGCCACUUCUGUUCAUCUGCAUCUCCAUGUAAACUUAAAGAGAUCACCUUAUGACAGAAUGUGAAAUGGACAAUGGCAGCUGAUUUCACCAUGUGUUAUUACAUAGCCCUGCUGUUUAUGUUAAGGUCCUCAGAUAAAUGGCCGACACUGUACUGAUGCUCAGCCAAUUAACGUCUUUGUCACUUAUGUGGUGAGGUGUGAUGAAGGAAGGUGAAACAUGGAUAUAGGAAUCUGUGAUGAAUAGUGAGAUAAAAUCUUGAGUUAGUUAGCAGCAGGGGUCGCCACACCAUAGAAAUGGUUAUUUUUAUUUGUUGAAACAGUAAGAAGUUUUGUUAUUUAACUGCAGUAAUAUAUAAUUUCUUUGGUGAGGAAAAUAUCCUCUAUGAAAAAUAUUUUUUUUUCUUUUUAAUUAAAGAGACUUGGUGAUUCGUUUGCUUGAAGUACAUUGCACUCGUGUAAAUCCUGUGGCAGGAGCUGUGAGAAAUAAAGACUGGUGUAUGUUUGA
Molecule: messenger RNA, 2118 nt
Organism: Seriola aureovittata
Lineage: Eukaryota; Metazoa; Chordata; Actinopteri; Carangiformes; Carangidae
Gene: trnt1
Product: tRNA nucleotidyl transferase, CCA-adding, 1
Exons: 8
Coding region: 148-1428 (426 amino acids)
Biological process (GO): RNA processing
Molecular function (GO): RNA binding; nucleotidyltransferase activity
Source: RefSeq, a predicted model, not a curated record